Pelecanus crispus (Dalmatian pelican) is the source of this 722-nucleotide messenger RNA. The record is from RefSeq and is a predicted model, not a curated record. Lineage: Eukaryota; Metazoa; Chordata; Aves; Pelecaniformes; Pelecanidae.
GGCAGUGCAGCCGCAUCUUCCCUCCCCAGCUUGGCACACUACAAAUCAUUCACGGCAACGGCACGGCCGUGGGGACGGUGAUAACAUUCCAGUGCUCUGCCGAGCACCAGCUGGAGGGACCAGGCAUCAUCACCUGCAUUUGGAAAGGAAACGGUACCCAAUGGACAGCUGGAGUGCCCUCCUGCAAGCCCAUAUCAAAAUAUGAGACUUUUGGAUUUAAGGUCGCAGUGAUUGCCUCCAUCGUGAGCUGUGCUGUCAUUCUCCUGAUGUCCAUGGCUUUUUUAACUUGUUGUCUUAUCAAGUGUGUGAAGAAAAGUGAAAGGAAGAGGACUCAAAGAGAUAUGCAGCUGUGGUACCAGCUCAGAACUGAAGAACUAGAGCACAUGCAAGCUGCUUACUUUUGUUUUAAGGGAAGAAACAACAACAACAAUAAGAAACUCAGGAAUAAAUCCGUAUUUGAUGAUGUGACUAACACAGCAUAUGAUACCCAAGGCUUCUACAGGUUCCAGGAGGAGUGGACUCAGGACAUCAUAGCUCCUGGGUGUUACAAAGACAAUGACCAUCUUCCUAAGUUAACCAAGAGCAGUAGUGCACCUGUGAAACAAGCUGUACCAGGACACAACACUGCGGUACAGAUAGUGGAUUCAAUACAUGUUGUUGAAGUCUAUGGACAUAAGGAUAAUUAUAGUUGUAACAAACCGAGCUGUCAGAUACCUGGAUAG